Messenger RNA from Cryptococcus amylolentus CBS 6039, 619 nucleotides. RefSeq lists its product as hypothetical. The record is from RefSeq and is a predicted model, not a curated record. Lineage: Eukaryota; Fungi; Basidiomycota; Tremellomycetes; Tremellales; Cryptococcaceae. The transcript has 2 exons. The coding region runs from base 139 to 594 and encodes 151 amino acids.
ACAUACGGCCACAAGAGUGAGCUUGCUGUUCCGCUCGACACCCGGAACAAGCAAGGCCUGCUAGAAGUCACCACCAUUUCCGCCUUCAGCUUCUUCAGCGGCACGCGUUGGGCGUGUUUCCACGAGCUUGACAUCUGGAUGUUUCCGCUGCUCCUCUCAGGGAGAUAUAACUCACUAUCCAAAUCAUGCCUUUCAGCUCAUCUUCUCAUCAUCUCUGGAAUCAUGUCGUCGCCAUCCACACCCACAACCUCCAGACUUGACCACGCUCUUCCCAUCCAUCCACCGACCACGGGUAUCUCAACUCCCGAGAACAUGGCAAACCGUUAUCUCAAAGUCACCCAAGAAUGUCGCAGAAUGGAUAUUCUAGCCCAGAAGACCUUUGACGUCUUCAACAUGCUCUGCAAGGGCACGUUCGAUGCGGAGAAAUACUGGGAGGAUCGCGAGUUGGAAAAGAUGAAGUAUCUUGAGAAGGCACUAGGCAGGUACGAUGAUGCUUCAACGGUGAGCCAUGAGAGACAUUGCACUCUUGGAUCGCCCACAUCCAGCCACUCGGAGGAUGAGACUUGCCAUGGCGAGAAAACGCCUUUUUUCUAAGUAGUGUCGUCUUUGUGAGGAGCGG